AUGGCUUUACAACCCCCUCUGAUCCACUCGACAGCAACCUCUGCCUCUUCUCUGGCAAAGCAUGAAGAACUCGCCAAUAAAGUCGCACAAGAUGCACCACAGCCAGAUAGCGCUCAGCCGGUAGCACAUGAAAACCAAGGCAAGGACAUUGACGAGGUGAAUAGCCCCGAAGGGGCAGCCAAAGACACUAGUAGACAAAAUGGCAGCGCAAAAUAUGACUGGCAACUUUUGUGCGGCCCGAUGCUCAAAUAUUCCCGGCUUAGCAACGACAGUACUCGCUGGCAUGGUAGCGCCCUUAUUGUCCUUCGAGCACCGUCCGAGUCUGCUGCCAGACGUCCCGACCAGCCUAGUAGUUCUAUGGACGGCCCAGACUCGCGAACAAAACCGGUGCAUUUAUUUACCGAGCGCGAUCGAGUCUACUGGCGUAUCGACCUCGAGACAGCACUAGGGGAAGAAGAACGGGAGGUCCGCUACUCCAUCACCCUCGCCGGCCAUCGACAGCAGGACAAGAUCGAGCGAUCCUUCUGGGUACCCAAGAUUGGUCAGACAUUUCGUAUUAUGUUCUUCAGCUGCAAUGGCUUCGUUCCUGGAGCGGAGAAGCAAGUCAGUGGCCUGGCGCUCUGGAAUGAUGUUCUACGACUUCACAAAAAGUCACCUUUGCAUGUGAUGAUUGGUGGCGGUGAUCAAAUUUAUUCUGAUGGUGUAACUGAAGCUCACGCACCACUCGAGCCAUGGGCACAAGAACUUUCGCCUCGGAAGCGAGCCAAGAUACCGUUCCCCCUUGAACUAAGGGACAAGGUUGACGAUUGGUACUUUCAACACCAUUGCGAUUGGUUUAAUGCAAGUCCUUUCCGUGAAGCGAAUGCGCAAAUACCACAACUGAACAUUUGGGACGACCACGAUAUUAUUGAUGGUUUCGGUACGUACAGGGAUGCUUGGCAACGAGCACCGGUAUUUAUGGGUAUCGGGGAAAUCGCAUGGAAAUAUAUGUCUCUAUUCCAACAACAUCUCCCUCCGAGCACCACAACAAAUCAGUUGACCUACGACCCAGAAUCUUUCAACCCCACACCUGCACAUUCAACUAAACCUAGCCAUGGCGUAAGCGAAAAGUCCCCAAUUCCGACUUCGAGACCAGAACACCCAGAUGCCCUGGACCAGAACGGAACAGCCCAAAAUGGCGAUUCGAGUCACGAGAAACCUCAAAGAUCCGAGGGAACUGGGGAAGAGAGUGAACUUGAUCCGUCAUAUGUUCGACACCCCCAACAGGGUCCAUAUAUACAACAUAGAGGGUUGAGUAUAUGCACAUCCCUUGGAGAAGGCGUUUUAUUCUACGGGCUGGACUGUCGAACGGAUCGCACCCGACAUCGAAUUUGUUAUGCCGAUAGCUACCAAGCCAUGUUCGACCGGCUUGAUAAAGAUAUCAUUCCUGGAAAGACCAAGCAUGUUCUACUACUGCUAGGAGUUCCGAUCGCAUACCCCCGGCUUGUCUGGGCUGAGACUCUCAUGACGAGUAAAUUUAUGGCGCCAUUAAGAUUUUUAAACAGGGUGUUUGGCCUCAUGUCUGGAUUGUUCAAUGACUUCGAUGGAAAGGUUGAACUCCUUGAUGAUCUGGAAGACCACUGGGCGGCCGCAGUUCACAAGGCGGAGCGCAACCACCUAGUACAGCGCCUUCAGACACUCAGCUACACUAAACAAGUCCGGAUCACAAUAUUGAGUGGAGAUGUCCACCUCGCAGCCAUUGGGCGUUUCUUCACCAAGGCCAAGUUGGAUGUUGCUCAAGAGAAAGAUCACCGUUAUAUGGUCAACGUCAUCAGCUCGGCCAUCACCAAUGCACCACCUCCGGAUGCGGUGGCAGACGUUCUUAACGCAAGGAAUAAACUCCACCGAUUGGAUCAUCACACCAGCGAGAACCUCAUGGAUAUAUUUGAAGAAGGCGUCGGCGGUUCUAAGCGACGAGUCAACAAAACAUGCUACCCUGCGCGAAAUUACUGCGUCAUUACACGGGCUGAUCCAGCCGCCGGUCCCGACGCAACCACCGCGGAAGAGAUUGGCGAUAAUCCAGCAGCCCAGGAGGCUAAUGAAAAACAGGAGCCCAAGACAUCUCCUCUCGGUAAAGUCUUCCGCAAGGACAAAGACCAUGGAGAAGAACCCAAGUCAGCGGUUGACAAGGGUGAGAUAUCGGGUGGAACAGGGACGAUUGCAAAGGAGGUCAAAGGCGCGCAAGUCGGGCACGAUGCAUCUGCGCUUGCGCCUGCUACUGGUACAAAGGCUGUGGAUGCAUUGAAUAUUAGCCUGAGAUUAGAGGUGGAUUCGAAAAGCCCUGAAGGGAAAACCAAGGCUUAUGGAUUCUCCAUUCCUAAAUUGGAUCGUUAA
Molecule: messenger RNA, 2373 nt
Organism: Rhizoctonia solani
Lineage: Eukaryota; Fungi; Basidiomycota; Agaricomycetes; Cantharellales; Ceratobasidiaceae
Product: transcription factor btf3
Exons: 14
Coding region: 1-2373 (790 amino acids)
Cellular component (GO): membrane
Source: RefSeq, a predicted model, not a curated record